CAGCGCUUGGCAGCAAUGGCAAAGCCUCAGAGCAAGGACUCCGGGCUGAAGGAGAAGUUCAGGAACCUCCUGGGGCUGGGAACAUCCCGGGGAAGUUCAAAGUCGUCGGAGGGCAAGCAGACAGAGUUUAUCAUCACUGCAGAAAUACUCAAGGAACUGAGCAUAGAGUGUGGAUUGAGUAACAGGAUACGAGCAAUCAGUCAAAUUUGUGAAGUGGCAAAAACCAAAAAAAUUGAAGAGCACGCCGUGGAGGCCGUGUGGAAGGUGGUGGCUGACAUGCUGCAGCCGGAGCGUCCCGCCGAGGCCAGGCACGCCGUGCUCCACCUGCUCAAGUCCAUCGUGCAGGGACAGGGUGAGAGAUUAGGCAUCCUCAGAGCCCAUUUUUUUAAGGUUAUUAAGGAUUACCCCUCCAACGAAGAUUUGCAUGAACGGCUCGAGGUGUUCAAGGCUCUGACAGAGAACGGACGAUACAUCACCUACUUGGAGGAGGAGCUGGCUGAUUUUGUGCUACAGUGGAUGGAUGUUGGGUUGACUUCUGAGUUCCUCCUGGUUUUGGUGAACCUGGUGAAAUUCAACAGCUGCUAUCUGGAAGACUACGUAGCUGACAUGGUCCAUAAGAUCUGCCUCUUGUGCAUUCAGACCUCAUCAUCUAUGGACAUAGAGAUUUCCUUGCAAGUCCUGGAUGCAGUUGUUUGUUACAACUGCCUGCCCUCGGAGAACCUGCCCGUGUUCAUCAUCACCCUGUGCCGCACCAUCAACGUGAAGGAGCUCUGUGAGCCCUGCUGGAAGCUCAUGCGCAACCUCUUGGGAACUCACUUGGGACACAGUGCCAUCUACAACAUGUGCAGGAUCAUGGAGGACAGAUCCUACAUGGCAGAUGCAGCCCUGCUGAGAGGAGCUGUGUUCUUUGUUGGGAUGGCUUUGUGGGGGGCUCAUCGCCUCAAUUCCCUCAGGAACUCCCCAACUUCAGUGCUGCCUUCAUUCCUUAAGGCCAUGACCUGUCCCAACGCAGUCGUGUCCUACGAGAUCGUUCUGUCCAUCACACGCCUGAUCAAGAAAUACGGGAAGGAGCUGCAGGCUGUGACCUGGGACAUCCUCCUGGACAUCAUGGAGAGACUGCUGCAGCAGCUGCAGGUUCUGGAGAGCCAAGAGCUGAAGUCCAUUGUCCAUGAUCUUUUGACCACAGUAGAAGAACUCUGUGACCAGAAUGAUUUUCAUGGCUCUGAAGAGAGAUUUUUUGAGCUGGUGGAAAGAUGUGCUGAUCAGAGACCAGAAUCUUCUGUGUUAAACCUGAUAACAUACAGAGCUCAGUCCAUCCACCCUGCCAAAGAUGGCUGGAUUCACAACCUGCAGCUCUUAAUGGAGAGGUUCUUCAGGAAUGAGAGCCGUAGUGCUGUUAGGAUUAAAAUUCUGGAUGUGCUGUCCUUUGUGCUGAGCAUCAACAGACAGUUCUAUGAGGAAGAGCUGAUAAACCUGGUGGUGAUCUCCCAGCUGGCUCACAUCCCAGAGGAUAAAGACCAUCAGGUCAGAAAAUUGGCCACUCAGCUGCUGGUGGACCUGGCUGAAGGCUGCAACACUCAUCACUUCAACAGCCUGCUGGAUAUCAUAGAGAAGGUGGCUGCACAUUCUCUGUCAUCUCCUUCAGAACUGGAAGAGAGGGACUUGCUGUCGUACUCAGCUUCUCUGGAGGAUGUCAAGACAGCAGUUCUUGGGCUCCUGAUAAUUCUUCAGACCAAGCUGUACAGUUUGCCCUCCAGCCACGCCACGCGGGUGUACGAGAUGCUGAUCCAGCACGUCCAGCGCCACUACCACUACUCCUACAGCCUGCCUGUGGCCAGCAGCAUCAGGCUGCAGGUGUUUGAUUUCCUGCUGAUGCUCCGAGCUGACUCCCUGCACCGCCUCGGCCUUUCCAACAAGGAUGGAGCAGUGAGGUUCAGCCCCUACUGCCUGUGUGAUUUUGUAGAGGCAGAGAAAAGGACUUCUGAGAAAAAGCCCCCUGGCACCCUGUCCCCACCUUCAGGCAGCCCCAGUGUGCCUUCCCAAGGUGCCACCGUCCGGGUGGGACACCUGCCCUACUCCAUGGUCUUUGGGGUCCUCCUGCAGUGUUUGAAGCAGGAGACAGACUGGAAGGUGCUGAAGUUGGUUCUCAACAAAUUACCAGAAUCCCUGCGCUAUAAAGUGCUAUUUUUAACUUCUCCUUGCAACAUAGACCAGCUGGCCUCUGCACUGAGCUACAUGCUCACAGACAAGAAGACCACGGACAGGCUCCACGGGACCCCCGAAGGCUUUUCCCGCACGGAUUUGCACCUGGCUGUGGUCCCCGUGCUGACAGCACUGAUAUCUUACCACAAUUACCUGGACAAAGCCAAGCAGCGUGAGAUCGUGUACUGCCUGGAGCACGGGCUCAUCUACCGCUGUGCCAACCAGUGCGUGGUGGCACUGUCGGUCUGCAGCGUGGAGAUGCCCGACAUCAUCAUCAAGGCACUGCCCGUCCUCAUCGUCAAACUCACCCACAUUUCUGCCACGGCCAACAUGGCAAUCCCUCUGCUGGAGUUUCUGUCGACUCUGGCCAGGCUGCCUCACCUGUACCGGAACUUCGCGGCAGAGCAGUACGCCAGCGUCUUCGCCAUCUCCCUGCCCUACACAAACCCCUCCAAGUUUAACCAGUACAUCGUGUGCCUGGCCCACCACGUGAUCGCCAUGUGGUUCAUCCGCUGCCGCCUGCCCUUCCGCAAGGACUUUGUCCCCUACAUCACCAAGGGCCUGCGCUCCAACGUGCUGCUGUCCUUUGAUGACACCCCAGAGAAGGACAGCUUCAGGGCUCGCAGCACCAGCCUCAAUGAGAGGCCAAAGAGUUUAAGACUAGCCAAAAAUGCAAAGCAAGGCUUGAAUAACUCUCCUCCAGUGAAAGAGCUGAAAGAACCCUCUGCAGUUGAUGCCUUCCGGUCCCGCAGCAUCAGUGUGUCUGAACAUGUGGUCCGCAGCCGCAUCCAGACGUCCAUCACCAGCUCGAGCCUGGGCUCUGCAGAUGAGAACUCCAUGGCUCAGGCUGAUGACAACUUGAAAAACCUGCACCUGGAGCUGACAGAGACCUGCCUGGACAUGAUGGCUCGAUACGUCUUCUCCAACUUCACCGCUGUGCCCAAGAGGUCUCCUGUGGGUGAGUUUCUGCUGGCUGGAGGAAGGACCAAGACGUGGCUGGUUGGUAACAAGCUGGUGACCAUCACUACAAGUGUUGGAACAGGGACAAGGUCCCUGCUUGGUCUGGACUCUGGAGAGUUCCAGAGCACCCCAGAAUCAAGCUCAGACCCUGUUUUGCAAGUGAGGCAGACCAAGGAGGCUCCAGCCAAGCUGGAAUCCCAGGCUGGGCAGCAGGUUUGCAGGAGCUCCCGCAACAGAGUCCGAUCCAUGUCGGGUGGUCAUGCCUUACGUGUUGGUGCCUUAGACAGCUCAGCCUCCCAUUUUCCCAGUGGCUCAGCUUCCCAAGGGACACAGGGCCCUGCUGCUCCUGCAGCCCGCCCAGACAAGGCCAGUCCUGCUCCACAGACAGCCCUGCAGAAGGAAAAAGCCAACUUGGCUGCCUACGUGCCACUGCUGACCCAGGGCUGGGCAGAGAUCCUGGUGCGCAGGCCCACAGGCAACACGAGCUGGCUGAUGAGCCUGGAGAACCCGCUGAGCCCCUUCUCCUCAGACAUCAACAACAUGCCCCUGCAGGAGCUCUCCAACGCCCUGAUGGCUGCAGAACGCUUCAAGGAGCACCGGGAGACAGCUCUGUACAAAUCCCUGUCCGUGCCCUCCUCCAGCCUGGCCACGGGCACGGCCAAGCCCUCGCUGCUGCAGCGCUCCAACACAGUGGCCUCUUUCUCUUCCAUGUACCAGUCCAGUUGUCAAGGGAAGUUGCACAGGAGCAUAUCCUGGGCAGAAUCCGCCGUGGUGCUGGAGGAGGGCGGCGCCGGGGACACGGAGCUCAGGGAGGCCGAGUCCCCCGCGGGAUCCCCCGAGAGCGAGGACGCGGAGACCUCCUGUUCCGAGCACGUCCUGAGCGAGGAGAGGUUUGGCAAAGGCCAGGAUUCCUACAGCAGGUCCUCCUCCACGUCCAGCCAGGAGGAGAAGUCGGAGGGCGGGAUCCCCAUCGGGCGGGAGCAGCGCGCCCUGGAGGAGCUCUCCUUCCAGCCCUCGCAGCCGCUCAGCAAGUCCAGCUCGUCCCCGGAGCUGCAGACCCUGCAGGAGGUGCUCCGGGACGCCGGCGGCCGCCAGGCGCCCCGCAGGCUCAGCACGGACGGGAAGAGCAAGUGGCAGUCGGCAGCCAUCUCCGACUCCGCCCCGUCCCGGAGGGGCAAGAGGAUCGACAGAGACGCCUUCAAGGGCCGGGCAGCAGCGUCCAACGCCGAGAAAGUGCCUGGGAUAAACCCCAGCUUUGUGUUUUUACAGUUGUACCACUCCCCCUUCUUUGGUGAUGAAAACAACAAGCCCCUCUUGUUGCCAAAUGAGACGUUUGAGAGGUCGGUGCAGCUCCUGGAUCAGAUCCCAUCCUAUGACACACACAAGAUUGCAGUGCUCUACGUUGGGGAGGGCCAGAGCAACAACGAGAUCGCCAUCCUGUCCAACGAGCACGGCUCCUAUCGCUACACCGAGUUCCUCACGGGCCUGGGCAAGCUCAUCGAGCUCAAGGACUGCCAGCCAGAUAAGAUCUACCUGGGUGGCCUGGAUGUGUGUGGGGAGGAUGGGCAGUUCACCUACUGCUGGCACGAUGACAUCAUGCAAGCCAUUUUCCACAUUGCUACUCUGAUGCCCACGAAGGAUUUGGAUAAAUACCGCUGUGACAAGAAGAGGCACCUGGGGAAUGAUUUUGUUUCCAUCGUUUACAAUGAUUCUGGAGAGGAUUUUAAACUGGGCACAAUAAAGGGGCAGUUCAAUUUUGUGCAUGUGAUCAUCACCCCCCUGGACUAUGACUGUAACCUGGUGACGCUGCAGUGUCGGAAAGACAUGGAGGGUCUGGUGGACACGAGCGUUGCCAAGAUCAUCUCUGACAAGAACCUGCCCUUCGUGGCCCGUCAGAUGGCCCUGCAUGCCAACAUGGCUUCCCAGGUGCACCACAGCAGGUCCAACCCCACGGACACCUACCCCUCCAAAUGGAUCGCCAGGCUGCGCCACAUCAAGAGGCUGCGGCACCGGCUCCGUGAAGAGACCCAGUACCAGAGCCCUGGCCUUCCCCUGCAGCUGCACCCCUCUGCCCCCACAAAAGCCCCUCCCCAGGUGGCCCAGGACCCCCCUCCCAGCUAUGAGACAGGGCAGAGGAAGAGGCUGAUCUCCUCUGUGGACGACUUCACCGAGUUCGUGUAGGGCCGGGCUCGGGGUGUCCCUGCUGGGACACUGAGGCCAUGGAGUUGUGUUCCCUGCCUGCUGCUCCCUGCACUGCAUGGACACAGGGAUGGGGAGCUGGAGCCUGCCUGCUCCUUGCAUGUGGACUUGGCACUGAACCUGCCAGGAGCUUUGGGUGCCCCUGAGGACCACACUGGAUUCCCAGCAGAAACUCCCAGAGGACCAACCUGGUUUGGUUUAUUUUGAGCUGUUUCAAAGCUGCUCUGUUGGGAGACUUCCCUGCAGAACCUUUCUUUGGACUCCUUCCACACCAGCUCCUGGUGGAAGCAGACAAAGGAUGAUAGUCUGCAGAUCCUCAGUGAAGAAGGUACAGCAAUUGUGGGAUUUUAUUGGGAAUGAAAUAUGAAGUAUUGAAAAUCCAGUUGCUAUUUCUGAGCACCCCAGAAUCCCAGCUCCUCCUUGAACCUCGGGGCUGUCAGCACUUGGACUCUUCAGGCUCUGACUCGUUCUGCUGCCAGAUCUGGAAAGAGUUAAUUUGGGUUCUCUCUGCUGCUUAAGUUCCCAAGGUUUGUUUUCAUUUUUGCCAUCUGCAGAACUUCCCCUGGCUGCAGGAAUGCUGGGGUGUCUCAUCCUUCCCCAUGCACCUGAUAAAUCCCUUUUUGACUGCUGACAAGUCUUGGGGCAUCGUCUCCCCCCAGGUUUUGCUUAUUCCCUGACAGGGAAGCUCUCAGGGGAGGCUGAAGCAGUUCAGUUGGAGCUUCCAGGGCAGGUGGACAGAGCUGGGAUUUGCAGCCCUUCCUGAGGCAAGGAGGGCACCACACACUACAGCACCCAACUGGGAGGCACCUUGUAAGCUGGACUAUACUGUGAGAACUUCAUCUCCUGCUGUGUCUGUGAGGGGGAAGCGUGGAUUUGGGAAUGGCUGCCAGGAGGGAGAUGAAGACAAGUGCAAUGUGCACAUGGGACAGUGAAGGGACAGGUGAGGGGACAGAGAGACAGCCCUCACCUGUGCAGGUGUGUGGGAACACCAAGUGUCCGUUGUGUUCGAGUGUUUGAGUCGUAAAGGAAAUAAAAUAUUUGUCUGAUCUUGA
This is a messenger RNA of Ficedula albicollis (Collared flycatcher), 6413 nucleotides long. It is a transcript of the gene TSC2, whose product is annotated as tuberous sclerosis 2. Lineage: Eukaryota; Metazoa; Chordata; Aves; Passeriformes; Muscicapidae. Gene Ontology annotation, molecular function: GTPase activator activity. Gene Ontology annotation, biological process: negative regulation of insulin receptor signaling pathway; positive regulation of GTPase activity; regulation of cell cycle. Gene Ontology annotation, cellular component: TSC1-TSC2 complex; nucleus; cytoplasm. The record is from RefSeq and is a predicted model, not a curated record.